CAAUUCCAGAAAUUCAUGCUUGAGAAGUUUAACGAUUCAAAUCACAAUCAUUCCCCAAAUAGGCAUUGAGUCGAUUCUAUGAUUGUUUUGAAGAAAACUAGAGGCGGCCUUCUUUAUUGGAACGCAACUAUUUUAAAAUUAGCCACUAUACUGUUUAUAGGAAUUUUAUUGGUGUGUUCAGUACAUUUUUUCAAUUUGUCUUCCUCAUACAGUAGCCGAACCACGAGUGACGGUCCCUUGCGUUCUAGUAUCGAUGAAUUUUGCGAGUCCUUAGGAUAUCCUCUUGUUAUGCCUCUUGAAGAGAACUUAUUCUCAGAAAGACAUAGAAAAGAGACGCUUUGUGUAUUUUGGGAUGUUGGGGAUGUUUAUGAGGCUAGCUUUAUAGCAGAUAUUCUUUUGAAGGAAUAUCCGUCUACCAUUUAUCAUAUAACAGAUACGAGUGUGGAAUCUAUCCUUCAUAGCAACAGAUCUCUAACACAUAUUUGUAAGCAUAGUCUACUUGUUACCAACAGUGAUGAAUCAAAGAUACUAAACAUCCUGAAAACUUUACAAGAGAGUGGUUUUGAUAAUAGAGGAGUAUUCCUUUUGUCAGACGAAGGCUGUUCAAAGCAUUGCCGUGAUAUAAGUCGACCCUAUUGUGAUUAUAUUAUCCGAAAUUACUGGUGUGAAGCUAUGAAUUCUCACCAAGAUGCAUACUGGAUGCCUUUAGGCUAUGCUAUUCCAUUCGUGGAACCCAAUGAAAACACCAUUUUGCCAUGUUUUCUUAGAAAAUAUACAGCUUCAUUCAAAGGAUCUCUGAAGUCUGAUCGUCUUCGUUUUAUUGAAUAUUUGAAAAACUCUAGUGUAUAUAAUGAAUCAAGAUUUCUUGUUCAGACAACAGAGGAUUUCCAUAAGGGAGAUCCAGCAUAUAAGUUUCGAGGUCUGUUAAUGGAUUCACAAAUAAUUCCUUGUCCUGCUGGAGUUAAUUCCGAACAAUUCCGAAUCUGGGUAGCAUUAUCCACAGCUUCUAUUCCCAUUCUACAACAAGGAGAAACCUUUUUCAAACUUCCGCAAGAUCAUCCUCUGAUUAUCGUGGAAAGUGUAGAAGAAAUGGUUAGAGAAAUCGAGCGGUUGAACAAUGAGCCUUUAAAAAUGAUGAAGAUACAGUGCAAAAUCUUUCGCUGGUGGCUUUCUUAUAAGAGAACUCUCCAGAGACAAGUACCUCAACUUGUUCUUGACGGCCGACAUUUGAAUUGGCAGUAACACCCUGGACUCUUUUGGAGUUGGAGUUCGAGUACUUGAGACGUUGUUACGUUUUCUGUAAUUGUAACUUAGUGGACUGUCAGAUCUUGUUUCAGAUAAAAGUCACUGUCUUUUCUUUUUUGCAAAAUGAUUUUUGUUGACAGUAGCAAUGCCUAUUGGAUGCUAUUAUGAGUACAAGAAUGAAAGUGCAUCAAGUGAGACUAUGAAUACAUCGAACUUUCUCUUCCAGUAGUGUUCUAUUAUGUCUUGACUUUUUGACAGUAUUUGAGUAUUCACUUAUUCAUAGAGCGUUGUUUGAGUUCAAAAGCUUCUAAUGUUAAAAUUUUAUUCUAAACCAUUUUAAAAGCAAGAUUUGUCACUUUGUAGCCGAAGCAUGAUUGUAUUAGCUCGGAUACAAAGACCAAGGCUGUUCUAAAUCGGAAGAGGUUAAUAUUCUCAGAAGUGUAUUUGUAGUAAUUGGUCAUUGACGCUGUUAUUGGAAAGGAUUGUCAUAGUUGGAAGUUUAUAGUAUCGUUGUCAGAGCUUUUCUUAUUUUAACUAAAUACAUAUGCCAACAAUUCAUUUUGGUUCCAUAUGAAUUUAAAAAUUCUGCAAUUGCAACUAAUCUCCCGCUAGAUUUUGAACUGCAAAACGUAGUGAACAGUAUGAUAAGUAUCUUUCAAUUAGUUAAUUUAAUCUU
This is a messenger RNA of Galdieria sulphuraria, 1921 nucleotides long. RefSeq lists its product as uncharacterized. The record is from RefSeq and is a predicted model, not a curated record. The coding region runs from base 79 to 1242 and encodes 387 amino acids. NCBI's taxonomy places the organism in Eukaryota, Rhodophyta, Bangiophyceae, Galdieriales, Galdieriaceae. The transcript has a single exon.